This is a messenger RNA of Alosa alosa (allis shad), 1713 nucleotides long. Its product is annotated as protocadherin gamma-A11-like. The transcript has a single exon. Gene Ontology annotation, biological process: homophilic cell-cell adhesion. Gene Ontology annotation, cellular component: plasma membrane. Lineage: Eukaryota; Metazoa; Chordata; Actinopteri; Clupeiformes; Clupeidae. The record is from RefSeq and is a predicted model, not a curated record. Bases 657 to 1622 code for a protein of 321 amino acids. Gene Ontology annotation, molecular function: calcium ion binding.
AAAAUAUUAAUAUAAUGAAAAUGGAAUUAAUUAAAAUGAUUAUGGCCAUGCGUAAUAUCGUGUCAUAUCGGACUGCCUGUUUGUUAGUCUGUUUUACUACUACUAAGCCUGCUGGAGUUACCUGGCCCAGGAGAGGGGGCAAUGUUUAGAGAGCAGUUCAUGGUGAGGAGAGGGUGAAGGUGGUGACGUUGGUAUUUGUGUUCAUAAGAAUAGACAUCGGCAGAACUAUAUUUCAUCAUUAUGCAUUAUGCAAGUAGGUCUACUACCUUGUAACGACUUCAUGCAAUUGAGAUGCCUCGUGAUUUCGUUGUCCCCUAAAUAUAUUUUGUAAAUAUCAAACCAAGCUAAGCAGUCUUUCUUGCAACAGCAUUGUGCACACAAAGCUAGUUAUACACCUCACGGUGUCAGUAUUACACCAUAGGAGAUUUGCUUUCAAGAUUUGGCCCUGCCCCUUCUAUUGCAUACAGGGUAUUUCGUUCGACACAAAACGAUGGACACGAGCGGGUUGUGUGGCUGGGGGGAAUCGUGAAAACAAUGAAAUGAGGAGUGAAACACUAUUGAGCAACAUACAUCAGAAUUCGGAACAUUUUCUUUCAUCAUCUGUGUGAAUUAGUUCAUAAAUUCCGUUUGAAAAGGCUUAUUUUUGUCUCUUGGCGAUGGAGAAAAGAGGACAAAGGCGCAGAUGGGACGACUGGUGGAUGGCGUUGCAUUUCUCGUUGCUGCUCUGUUUUAGAGACCGUGUGUCGGCACAGAUAAAAUACUCCAUUCAAGAGGAAGCAAAAGCGGGCUCAGUUGUGGGCAACGUUGCUAGUGAUUUGGGUCUGGAUGUCAGUUCUUUGAUGAACAGACGAUUUCGUAUCGUCUCUGGCUCCAAGGAAGCUCUUUUCCAGGUAAAUCAGAACACUGGCGUAUUAUAUGUGGACAAUACUGUUGACCGAGAGGAACUAUGUGAUGACAGUGGCGCUUGUUCGAUAAACCUGAAAAUAGUGGUAGAAAACCCUCUAGAGAUACAUUAUGUGACAGUUGAAAUUACAGAUGUGAACGAUAAUUUCCCAUCUUUCCACGAAAAAGAGCAAUUUUUAGAGCUGGCAGAAAAUACGAUCACAGGGAGACGCUUUGAACUGCAAACAGCUCGGGAUCUUGAUGUAGGUAUCAAUUCGGUGCGUUACUAUAAAUUAAAUCCAAACGACAAUUUCGAUUUAGAGUUAAGUGACAGUGGUUAUGGGGAUAAGAGUCCACAUUUGGUAUUAAAAAAAACUCUGGACAGGGAGAAAAGUGACAAACACAUAUUAUUACUGACUGCACUAGACGGUGGAAAUCCACCUAAAUCUGGUACUCUUAAUAUUACUGUUACAGUCUUAGAUAUAAAUGACAAUCGCCCGGUUUGCAGUCAAGAGACAUACUCAGUCACCCUUGAAGAGAAUGCCACUAAUGGAACUAUUGUCACUACUGUCAAUGCAACUGAUUUAGACGAUGGUGUAAACGGGCAGGUGGAAUAUAGCUUUGGCAGAGUGGUCAAACAUAAAAUACAAGAUAUGUUUCAACUAGAUAAAGUUACAGGCGAGAUACGAGUUAAAGGCAAAGUAGACUUUGAAAAAAUGCAAUGUACAGACUUAGUAUAAGGGCAUCUGAUAAAGGCCAACCUUCUAUGGAUAGCGACUGCAAGGUUAUCAUCACAAUUGUAGACUUGAACGAUAAUAAACCGGAAAUAGA